CGAUAAGGAGAAGGACGAGCACGAGGUUCACUUUUCGGAUGCAAGAAUUUUUGGACGAGCAGAACAUGGCGAUUUGGAUUUUCAGCUUUUGCUUUGCCGAUUCCGAUCUAGUUUCUGUAUUGCUAUUGAAAAUAAACAGCAGGGACAGUACUUGGUAAAAGGAAGUAGAUCUAGAUUCAAAAAACCUUCUGAAGACCUGUUACCCGUUCAAAACUAGAUUUAUUUCUUCGUACCGAAGUGCAGAAGCAGCAUCACUUGCUUAAGACUAGUCAUGCCUGCCGGUAGCUACGACGGGUUUUGGCUCCACCCAGCAGUGGAGCUGCGGGACAAUGUGCUGGACAAGGACGGCGGGCGCGGAGUGUUUGUCAAGCGAGAUCUUCUCGAAGGGCAACAGGAACUGCAGGUGGGAACGUUAGUCCUUGCGGAAACAACGCUCCUACACGCGACCAGCUACGAAAAGCUGGUGCAGAGCAUGAACCGAGUCGCGUCUUCUACUACUACUCCUGCUUCGAGCGACAGUGCAAGGACUGGUGAAGGUGGUGAUGUCAUUUCGCAAAAGCGUCCCUUGCUUGAGGCGUUGCACCCGGUCGGGAAGGGCCGGCACCAGGAAAAAAUUAGCCACAACUGGCAUCAGGCCGACAAUUUGCUCAGCAUUUCGAGUGGCGAAAUCGACAAACGCAGAUGGCGGAACGGCGCUGGCAGAUUCGCGCGAGAGAUCGAAGCCAUCGAGGAGAAACAGAAAAGUGGAUCUUCGCAGAUAAAUCCGACCUCUGACGGUGAAAAUUCAACCUCUCUGACAGCAUAUCUGGACCACCAACUUUCGCUUGAACAGGUCAAGAGUUUCUGGAGUGGUGAUGAAGCGUCCUCUCGUAGAAGUACCAGCCUCUCUAGUGCAAGAACCGGUGAUGUUGAAGCGUCGCGUGAAGAAGAGACCGGAGAUGAAGCGGAACCGGUGCUAGGACUGUGGCCGACCGCGUCGUUGAUCAAUCAUAACUUCACGGCCCCGAAUGUGGCCCGCAGCUUCUGCAAGAUAAUUUCCAGCACCGGUAAAACUGAAAGCAGAACUUCUGAGGAUCCGCCACAUGAUCAGCCCGAGCUCCUCGAGAAGGUCAUCGUAGAGUACCGUUUGAUUCGCAAAGUUGGGAGGGGCGAAGAAAUUCUGGACAACUACCUCGACCUCAGUAGUCACUUCAAGAAGCGCCAGGAGAUCGAAGUGACGCAGCACCGGCUGCGCAAAAGCGGUUGCAAACCGGAUGCUUUGGAUCAUCCGAAGGCGGAGGAGUUUCAGGCGGCGUACACGGAACUUUCCGCCCCGUGCGGCGACGACCACUACGAGAAAAUCCAGAGCUGCUUCGGCCUGCUCGGGGUCAUGGCGGAACUGCAGGAUAUGGAAGAAGUAAAAGAAAAACAAAGCUCGUGCUGCGUCGCCGCGGAGCAGCAGCAGGCUGCAAAAUUUUCAGACGAAACCUCCGCAGCUAGCCCCGGCUCUUCCACGACUUGUUCGAGCCCGGAGAAAUUGUCUACUUCUUCUAAAGGACCGCUUUUGAAGGAGCAGUCAAGUACCAGCGACGAUGAACACGACGGAACUAAGUCAGACGGAGAUCAUCUUCAUGGAGAUGCGGAAGAAGAAGAGGAAACGCCUCAGAAGUUUUCUGACCCGGCGGGCUACUUUGUGUUUUUGGACUUCGCGAAAACGUUGUAUGCCGAAGGGUUCGCCGACGAGGCCGUGAACACCGCGUCACGUGCACUGGACGUUGUGCUGGGGCGGGAGCCAUACAGCUUCCACAGUUGCCAGGUGUUGUGCUGCAUCGCGAAAUGGUUGGAGGAGCAAGAUUAUCAAAUGCAAAAGUGUCUGGAUCUGGAGGGAUGUAACCUGUGAUGCGCAUUUCGGAACACACAAAAAUCUCUCAUGCAUAGGUAGCAAAAGCUGCUCACUUUCUGUCACCAAAAUGGGGGAUUUGUCAUGCGGGUUCGGCAUUGCGGAAGCUUCUCGAAACCUGUGAUGCUAGAGCUUCCAUGGCAGACCUCCUGUGUCAUGCAGAAACAGCAUGACUCUUCCAGACCCAGACACCUUUGCCUUUUAUAAAGAUGGUGGGUCCCCAGAUGCCAUCGCGAUGAAGAACCUGCGCGACGAGCACUUGAAGGUCGUUUUCGGACCUGGUGCACUGCUAUGAAAUGAUAAUGAAUGAUGUUGUAUCAGAUAACUUUUCUAGCAAAAAAAGUGGUGCUUUCACUGCAUUCAUUCGCGACAAACAUCAAAGCCGACAAUUUAUUAUUGUGACCCGGACGAUAAUUUUCAACUUCAACAAGAGAACUGGGAGAGCUUGUCCUUCG
Molecule: messenger RNA, 2334 nt
Organism: Amoebophrya sp. A120
Lineage: Eukaryota; Dinophyceae; Syndiniales; Amoebophryaceae
Source: the annotation of a GenBank genome assembly